This is a messenger RNA of Pocillopora meandrina, 7625 nucleotides long. The record is from the annotation of a GenBank genome assembly. NCBI's taxonomy places the organism in Eukaryota, Metazoa, Cnidaria, Anthozoa, Scleractinia, Pocilloporidae.
AAUUCUAAAUGAGCUGUUUUUCGUAAAUAAGAAGUAUUGAAUAACAAACAACUCAGAAUUACCGACGAGUGUCCUAGUCCUAGCUUACCCAAAUGGAAGGCGGCCAGUUUUUCUGUGAGAGACUGUUGCCUAGAUUCAAGAUGGCGGCCUUUCGGACUGUUCCAGAGAGACUUUUGAGACCAGUGGCGCGCAGCAUAUCGUCAAGAAAUGCCGAGAUUAUUUCUGUGAAACCUACCUUCGGUAAACCAAGAAUGUAUCGUGCCGCUUUGUGCAAGGAACUUGGUAAACCUCUUGUCGUAGAGCAGGUCCCUGCAGCAGAGAAACUCAAGGCCUCUCAGGUAACCUCAUGAUUCGCCGUAUUCUCGAAGUCGCGGAAUUUAAAUGUUGUGUUUUGUUUUUCGAAUUUUUCUGCAGACACCCAAAAAAAAAAAAAGGCCACUUCAUUUAAACGUGGCACCAGACUUAGAGAAAGCAUUCUCAGUCAUCACAGUUAGACCUAGCCUAACGUUUAGAUCGUCUUGCUGAGAUAUGCGCUAUUCCAGUCAUCAUAGUUAGACCUAGCCUAACGUUUAGAUCGUCUUGCUGAGAUAUUUGCUAUUCUGUUUUAUAUUUAUCCAACCUAAGAGGGGAAGGGAGGAUGAAGGAUAGGGUCGAAACUUUUUUCAUAAGGGAGUUGAUGCGUUAGUGACGUUGGUUUUUCAAAACUAAUUUGAGUAAGUUUUGAAAGAAGUCUCUUUUGCUGAGCGAGGGAGGGUAGGGUGGAAAAUCAGCUAUUUCCUGAAGUUAGCUUGCAGGGCAGCAGACAUCCUUUUCCCUUUUCAGGCAAGUUGAAGAGCAUAAUUUGAGUGUGAGGAGAAGGUAUGAAGGCUUCUUUUCUGCAAUAUUGAAUAAAUUCCUAUAUCAACAUGACAGGAUAAUUUCUUUGCUUGAGAAAUGUAUUAUAGCAAGAAGGGAGAAUCUUAAUUGUACUGAGAUCUCUCUCUACUAAAGGGAUAACCACUCUCCCUCCCCUCCACCCCUCCCCACAGUAAAAGAAAAUGAUAUAUAAGUACUGAAAUAAUAAUAAUGUUUAUGAAGAUGUCAUCAAUUCCGAUGUAAAGUAGUUAAUUAUUUUAUUUAAGGUGAGGAUUGCCGUCCACAGUUGUGGUAUCAACUUUGCUGACAUACUUAUGUGUCUGGGAAAAUAUCAAGAUAAACCAAAUCUACCAUUUAUUCCAGGUAUGUUUUAUAAUUGUAGAAUAAAUGAGUUACUAUGAAUGCCCUUAUUGCUUAAAAACAUAUUGUUUCUCCCUUUCACUCCUAGAGUGACCAAGAUAUAAUUUUUCCUUACAGUAUUAAUACAAUAUGAUAAGCAGUCAAGUAUUGCGAAUAGCAAAACAUAUCAAUCAGGAGACUGUCAUUUGAUCUAACACCACAUUCUCAGAACAAAAUUUAAAGAAAAUGUAUCACAGACAGUAAAGAGAAUUUUCAUGAUCCAGAUAUUAGGAGUGAAAGGGUAACUGCAGUAGGAAACCCAUAGUUAUUUUAUAAAAGCAAUAGAUCACACUUCCUGUUAUAAGUUGAGACAUCGGGAUGGCACCCAAAAAGUUUGUAAAUUGACAGCUUCCAGCUUGUGAUUUUAAAAGUUUAACUUUUCAGUGAUAGAAAGUGUAGUCAAUUGCUUAAUUUACAGGUAUCACAUCAAAUCUUUGUCUCUCCUCAUAUCUUCUUUCCCUAUGUAUCUCAGUCUCAGUGUUGUGUAAUUGUCUCUUUCUCCACCCCAUCCUAAUAUUGGUACCCACCACAUCCCAACAUUUAUACCCACUCCAUUCCAAUAUUGGCACCCGCCCCAUUUAAUAUUGGUAACCAUCCCAUAACAAUAUUUGUGCCCACCCCAUUCCAAAAUUGGUAUCUACCCCAUUCCAAAGUUGGUACCCACUCCUUAUUAAUAUUGGAAAAUUACUUGUUAUGGUUGAGGGGAUUAAAGAGUUGUAGCUGGAGCAAGCCUUAGAGAGCUGGAGAUACAUAAAAUUUCUUUCUAGUUUCUUGAUCAUAAUUGUGUAUCUUGUUUGUUCAGGUGCUGAGAUAGCUGGUGAAGUGAUUGAAACUGGAGAAGGAGUAGAACAGUUAUCAAAGGUGACUGUGUGUUUAUCAAGUCUGGACCCUAAAUGACCCAUUUCAACCAGGCUCUCACAGGUUUCAUUGCCUUGAAACAAGUCGAGAAUUCCUUCCCUUAUGCAAUUAGUUAGUUCACCCGUAAAGUUUUCUGGUAACCAUGUACACUGUGAGAAGUACAAGAGCAAAGUGUGUUGCCCAAGAACACAACAUAACCUGGCAAGGAAUUUAGCCUGAAACACAGAAUCAAGUAGCCUUUUCCUUGGGCCAUCAUAUCUUACUAAGGUCUUGAAAUGGGACCUAUGCUCUGGAGUGGAGUGUGCUAAUUACUAGGCCACGACAUGUAUGUCUCUACCCCUUGGUGAGACACGUUACACUCAUGGUUCUCCUCUUCACCCAGGAGUGUAAGUGGGGAGCCACAAACUGUCAGGAAAGCCUGAUGAGAUGCUUUGCUGUAACCUAGGAUGGGGUAAUGAAGGAGGAAAACUCUUAUUAUAAGUUUCUUCACGUAAGAGAAACUGGGAUAAGCUUCCAUCAGUGUCUUGUGGGCCAGUCUUGGCUGGAGAGCAGACUGAAAAACUAAUGAUUACAUCAGAUUCUCAAUUUACUGAGAUUAUCAACUACUUCUCUUCACUCUUGGUCUUUAAGUAAGCAUAGGAUGCGACAGUUAUUCAGGGUUACUAUGACUAAUGACAGUUAGAGGGUUCAAUCAUUAACCCUUUACACUGAAAUAUCAGUAUGCACAUUCUCCAUACUGUUAUUUAUACAUUUCCUAAGGUGCUGACAAGGAGAAUUUGUUUAACAAUCAAGAACUUCUUUGAUUUUUGAUCAUUUCCUUUAUUCUCAUGAUCUUAAAUGAAUGAUUCAGCAGUAUUGUUGUCAGGAGAAACUAGAAGCUGGUCGCUUUUUGGGUGUAAUGGAUUAUUUACUGACUUACAUUUUGAUUUUCAGGGUGAUAGAGUGUUUGGUCUGAUACCAAUUGGUGGUUUUGCUGAGGAAUGCAUUGCAGAACAGAGUGUGAGUCUAAUUUGUAGAUCUUCCAAAUAAAUGCAUUUCAGGAAAUUUGUGUUUUUACAUUAGCACUAGAUUCUAAUUCAAAAGCCUGUAUGCUGAUUCCAGGGUCUGUGGAAAAUUCCUUCUAGUGUUGAGUAUAGUUCAGCUGCGGCACUUGCAGUGUCAUAUGGUACAGCAUAUGUUGGACUCACAUCCAAGUCAAACACACAACCUGGGUAAAUAUCUGCACCAUAAAGACUUGAUAAUUAGUUAUUUUAUCACAAUCCCUCAACACUAAAGAUUUGAUUUGUAACUCUCCCUUUGAGCUCCCGAACAUUUUCUUUUAACCCUGAAACUCCCAAGAUCUCAUUAGUAAUUUUCUUAACUGUCUAGCUGCUAUACAGUUCUUGUGAUGCUAGUUUGGAGAAAUUGGUAUUGGAUCAACUUAUAAUCCCCUAUCUAAUAUUUUUCUUCAUUCUUGUCACUUGUCUGCUUAAUAUUGUAUUGAUAUUGUAAGGAGAAAUUCUGUCUUGGUCACUCAUGGGAGUUAAGCCCUCAUCAGAGAAUUUGUGUUUGAUUGAUAUAACACCCUCUGGCUGAUAUGUAUGUCUAUUAUAAUUUUAUGUUUGCAUCAUAGGAAUAUUUUUGUUGUUAGAAGUUACACACUAAUAACUUCUAAGAGUUACAUGUUGUGUUUUGUUAGUGGUUCAUAAGUAGACUUGAUAUUGUUCUAACCAAGAAUUUAAGAGGUACAAGUGAAAUUGAUAAAUUGAUCAGUAGGUCUUGUUCAGAAGACAAGUUAAAAUUUGAAAACCAAAAAAGGCACAAUAAUUCAUGUCAUGGUGAUGCUUCAACUUGAAGAUAUUUCUUUGCUUUAAUGUCACAUUCCUGACAGAAAAGAACAUAUGAUCAGGUGUUCUCUUUCUUCAGGGAAGUGUUGAAUCUUGCAUUGCAAUGCUCUUCUGUGAGAAGAAUGCCUGAUGGCAGAAUAGACAGUAAGUAGAAUUAAUGUUGGUUUUGUGAGACUCAAAAGGUUAAAUCAAAGCCUGUUUUGUCUUAUUUGCAGUCAAACAGUGCUAGUGACAGCUGCAGCAGGAGCAUUGGGAUUGGCAACAGUUGAUUUAGCAGCAAAUGCACUGGGAGCAAAGGUUUGUUCUUGAGUGGGUUCACCCUUGGAGGAGCCCCUAUACAUGAGACUGAUUAACCCCCUAGACUUGAGUUAAGAGAUCUCUAUGGAUUCUUUCUUUCUUGUGAAGAUUUCAAUGUGUUAGUUUUAGAGGACAUUACUAAACCUAACUUUCAAGAUCUUGGCUGAUAACCAUCUUUUGAGCAAUGGCUUCCUUGAGAGUAAACUUGAUGGAAUGGCAUCCUGUUUGUUUCCUACUCUUAGAAUUGUGAUAAGCUUACAAGUCUGGUUGUGGGGAAUAUAAAACUUCUAAAGAUUGUGUGUCAUAAGAUCCUCACAAGAGCCUGGCUCUGUUUUUAAGGUUAUUGGAGCUGCAAGUAAGGACAAGCUUGAUGUUGUUACAGCAAUGGGAGCGUCAGCCACAAUUGAUUACAACAAAGACAGUAUCAAAGAUAAGGUAAUUUUUCCUGUUAACCCUUUGACUCCCAUGAGUGACCAAGACAGGAUUUCUCCUUACAAUAUCAACACAAUAUCAACACAAUAUCAAGCAGACAAAUGAUGAGAAUGAAUAAGAAAAUCGAUCAGGAGAUUAUUAUUGAUCCAACACCAAAUUCUCCAAACAAAGUUACAAGAAUUGUAUGGCCGGCAUAAAGAAGGAUAACUAAUGAGAUCUUGACACUCUCUUUAUCUCUGAUAAGUUUUAUAAUGUGGCAGGUCAAAGAACUGACAGGUGGAAAAGGUGCAAACGUUAUCAUGGAAGCUGUUGGAGGAAAAGUAUUUACAGAGUGUCUGAAAUGGUAAAUAUUGUUUUUUUUGUGAUAAUAAAUUUCUUAUGUAAGAUUGACACUAUAGACACUACAGAGGUAUAAAUAUUUGUAGCUCAAAUCUUGGCUUUUUGGGUCAUUGUUGGCAGAAAUAAAGUUUUAGACAUGUCAUAGACGUUUACAUCUGUUCAUGGCCAGAUUUCCACAAAACCCAAAUUUCUUAACAAUUUUGUACUACAUGAUGGUAGCAAACAUGAUGAUGUGAAUAACUUCCAAUUAUUUUUUUCCUUUCAAGCAUUGCAUGGGGAGGUGUUAUUCUUCCUGUUGGGUUUGCUUCAGGAGAAAUUCCUCAGGUGUGUUCCUAUUUUUUUAACACUGCUCUUGAAAUAUGCAACACAUUGUAUGAAAUAAUGCUACGACUGGUUCCAAAUUGUUUUUUCUUUUGUGAUAUUUCAGAUCCCAGCAAAUAUUCUCUUGGUGAAAAACUGCUCAGCAGGUAAGUUUAGAAUAAGUGUUCAUUGUCUUUCUGAAGCAACUCAGCAGGCUGGAAUCUUAAAUCCUUAAAUCUAAUUGGCUUAUAGCAUGCCUGUAACCAUUCCAUACUAACACCCUUCUGGUAAAAUAUAUAUGCAAUGUGAUGAUUGAUCCUAAGUAUGAAACAGUUGAGUUUCAGACUUGUCUUCACUCAAUUAAAGAUGAAGCUGGCUCUUUAAAUCAAAAGACCUAAAGACUGAAAAAACUCUUUCUUUUUUUGUCCUUUUUCCACAGCUGGUUUGUUUUGGGUAAGUACAGUCUACCAGUCAGUGUCUGAUUUUGAACCUUAAUUUUUCCUUUCUUUUGGGUUAUGAAUCAUUAUUUGCAUGACAUUGCCACAGUACUGUGCUUUUCAAUUUCCAGGGAGCCCACAUGAAAUAUAACCCUGCAUUACUGAGAGAUUCUGUGAAUAAAUCACUGGAGUUUCUUGAACAAGGCAAGCUUAGAGGACCACAUGUUUCUGGAGAGUUUGAAUUAGACCAGGUAAAUAACAUAACACUUGAAUAGACUAUUGCUAUUUUCUAUGUAACAAAUAGAUUCCAAGUUGCCGUGCGUCUGUUCAGUAAUAGAUCACAGAUGAUGUCAAAAUGUGGUACAUGUAAGAACAAAAAAGUGGCACACGAGGUGCAGCCAAGUGUGUCACUGAUGUUCUUACCACAUUUUGAAGUCCACUGUGUUCUAUUACUGAACAAACGCAUGGUAACUUGGACUCUAUUUGUUUUAUAUAAUAAAGAAUUAAAAAAAAGUUUUAAUGAUGACAUCAUCUAUACAUCUGUCUUCCAAUAGAUCAUGAGUGAGAACCAAUCAGAAUGCAUGCAUAACUGAGCUUAUUAUAUAAUACAAAUUUCUCAACCUCUUUUACUUUAACAUCAUCCAUCUUCUCCCUACUCUACUUUAUACAUUUUGUUUGGUACUGACAUGGAGAAUUUUUUAAAUAAUCAAAGCUUCUUAGGUUGGCAAUCAUGUUCUUUAUGCUUAUGAUCUCAAUGUAUGAUUCACCAGUUUUACUGGAAGGUGAAAUUAGACAGUGGUCACUCUUAGAUUUUAGGGUUUAAGCAGCUGGCUCAAACAUUUAUAGACCACUGCAACAAAACAUCAACAGGGAAUUUACAUAUUGUGACUCUAGCUUACUUUGUAUUCUGUUACACCAGAAUGACUCAAAUGCUGUUUUAUUCUUUGUUUCAGGCAAAUGAAGCAUUCAAGUUUGUGAUGGAAAGGAGAUCAACAGGAAAAGUGUUGAUAAAAACAAAAUAGACAGGUUGAUUAACCCAUUACACCCUAACAUCAGUAUGCAUAUUCUCCAUACUGUUCCCUUUACAUUUCUCAAGGGUCUCAAAAGGAGAAUUUGUUUAACAGUCAAGAGUUCUUUAGUUGUUGAUCAUUUCCUUUAUUCUCAUGACCUUAAUGUUUGAUUCAUGGUUGAUAUUGUAAGGAGAAAUUAGAUGCCAGUCACUCAUAGGAGAUAAAGGGUUAAAAGAAUUAAAAUUGAGAGGAAAGGACAUUUCAGACCCCAGUUUGCUCUACAGCUGCAGUGACAUUAAACUUUUGUUAAGUUAUCAAUGUACAUCCAAAGGUGUUCACUAGUUGCGAAGCUCUCUCCAAAACCAUUGACUUCUUGAUUGCUGUAUUUUGAAAAAUAUAGUAAUGAAUCUUUGCAAGUUUUUUGAAAAGUUGAUGUAAUAUGUUUGGUGUUUUUAGAACAAAUGGUGAAAUACAACAGUAUCGUAUAGUAAUAUUUGAAACGAUCUAGAAGAUGACAUGUAAAUUAAUCCUUUGAAAAUACAAUUUCUAAGAAAAACAAUUUGUUAAUAGAUAGUUGAAAGCAAACUGAUAGAAAAUAUGUCUCUACAGUCGCUAUCAGAAAAACUUUAACUGCUCAAAAGAAUUAACCAUUUCUUAUAGUGUUUGACAUAAAAAUAAAUAAGGUAUUUGGAAUUAAUAGUUGGAGCUUUCAUUGUGCAUCUGGGGAAAUUGUACCCAUAAUUUGUACCUAUUUUAGCCCAAGUUGUUUUUUUUUCCUACCCCUAAACAUAGUUUCCCCUUCUUGAAAUUGGUUGACUCUUACCAUUUUGAUAUUUUCUCCUGUAAUGAAAUUAUUUUAAACCUUUUCCUCC